Microcebus murinus (gray mouse lemur) is the source of this 735-nucleotide messenger RNA. The record is from RefSeq and is a predicted model, not a curated record. NCBI's taxonomy places the organism in Eukaryota, Metazoa, Chordata, Mammalia, Primates, Cheirogaleidae.
AUGCAGCUGAAUUUCAGUGGCCUGCGGGCCCUGGUGACAGGAGCAGGGAAAGGGAUCGGGCGGGACACUGUGAAGGCCUUGCACGCCUCGGGAGCCAAAGUGGUGGCUGUUAGCCGCACCGGUGACGACCUGGUCAGCCUCUCCCAGGAGUGCCCCGGGAUAGAGCCCGUGUGCGUGGACCUGGGCAGCUGGGAGGCCACGGAGCAGGCGCUGGGCAGCGUGGGCACGGUGGACCUGCUGGUGAACAACGCAGCCGUGUCACUCAGCCAGCCCUUCCUGGAGGUCACCAAGGAGGCCUUCGACAGGUCCUUCAACGUGAAUCUGCGUUCUGUGCUCCAGGUGUCCCAGAUCAUAGUCCGGGGCAUGAUCGACCGCAGAGCACCUGGCUCCAUCGUCAACAUCUCCAGCAUAGCGGCCAACGUCAUCUUACCUAACCUGGUCACCUACAGCUGCACCAAGGGCGCAAUGACCGUGCUGACCAAAGCCAUGGCCAUGGAGCUGGGGCCACACAAGAUCCGGGUGAACUCCGUGAACCCCACGGUGGUGCCGACGGCCAUGUCCCGGAUCGUGUGGUCCGACCCCGAGGUCGCCCAGAAGCUGAAGGAACGCCACCCGCUCAGGAAGUUUGCAGAGAUGGACGACGUGGUCAACAGCAUCCUGUUCCUGCUCAGCGACCUCAGCGCCUCCACCAGCGGCUCCAGCAUCUUCGUGGACGCCGGAUACCUGGCCUCCUAG